This is a messenger RNA of Capronia epimyces CBS 606.96, 1026 nucleotides long. RefSeq lists its product as uncharacterized. The record is from RefSeq and is a predicted model, not a curated record. The transcript has a single exon. NCBI's taxonomy places the organism in Eukaryota, Fungi, Ascomycota, Eurotiomycetes, Chaetothyriales, Herpotrichiellaceae. Bases 1 to 1026 code for a protein of 341 amino acids.
AUGCCGUCCUCAGUUGACCCGGCGAUUCUCCGUGCCUUAUCGAUCGAGGAGGCGUCCAAAAUUUCGAGGCAUGGCGGCUCAGGCUUUGCAUCCACUUUCCGAAUCACGACGCCUUCAACUUCGGUGUUUGUCAAGACCUCGUCCUCGGCCGGGGCGGCCGCCAUGUUUGAGGGAGAGCACGCGUCUUUGAACGCCAUCCAUAACGCCGUCCCCAGCCUGUGCCCCAAGUCGUUUGCAUGGGGAAAAUUGGACAGCGGCGGAUACUUUCUCGCCACCGAGUUUCUUGAGCUAGGAGGCAGUGGGCUGUCAAGGUCAGGCACGAGAGGCCGAAGCGCGGGCCACGGUAGUGGGAUCAGCCUGGCCGAGAAACUAGCCAAGCUACAUACGACGCCUGCUCCGACCCCCCACGGAUACGAAUCCGAUGCGCCGCAAUAUGGGUUUCCCGUGACGACUUGCUGUGGUGACACGCCGCAAGACAACACAUUCACGUCGUCGUGGGCCGACUUCUUCGCGAACAGACGGCUGCUUGCGAUCCUGGCGCGUGGCGAGGAGAACAAUGGACGCGAUCCCGAACUACGCAGGACGGUGGAGAGGACUGUGCAGGAAGUGGUCCCGAAACUUCUCGGGGACGGCCACCUCGGGGGCAAGGAAGGCAUCCGGCCGGUCGUGGUCCACGGCGACCUGUGGUCCGGGAACAAAGGCCAGGGCCGGUUCGUGGGGCGCGACCAAACGUCCGCCGACGAAGCUGGUGCCGUCGAAGACGUGAUCUUCGACCCGGCGGCGUGCUAUGCCCACAACGAGUACGACUUUGGCAUCAUGAACAUGUUCGGCGGCUUCCCCUCGACGUUCUGGAAGGAGUAUCAUUCGGCCGUGCCCAAGACCGAGCCGCAGAGCGAAUACGCCGACCGCGUCGCACUGUACGAGAGCUAUCACCAUCUCAACCACUACGCCAUCUUCGGUGGCUCGUACAAGUCGGGUGCUAUGAGUCUCCUGAAUGGCCUGUUGCGGAAGUACGGGGACAAGUGA